AUGCCAUCAUCUAUUCCUAUCCUCCUCCUCCCCGUCCUCUCUUUCCUUUCCCUUCUUGCCAUUACCUUCUCCUCAUCCGAUGAUCCCUCAAUCAAUUGCUCUUCUUCCUCCACCUGCGGCGGCGUCAGCAUCUCCUAUCCGUUCUGGCGCUCCGACGGUCCUCCGUCUUUCUCCGCCGUCCACUGCGGCUACCCCGGAUUCGGGAUCGCCUGCGAAUUAGAAGACAAGCAGCAGCCUAUCCUCCAGAUCGGUUCCGACCACUACUACAAGGUCACCAAUAUCGAUUACACCAACCGCACCAUCAACCUCACCGACAUGGACGUCGUCCUAGCGACCCCCGACACGAUUGGGUGCCCGAGAUCCCUCCACAACUUCACGUUCUCCAGCGACGUUGCCUCUUCGCUGAAUUACACCGGCGCGGACGCCAAUCUCACCUUCUUCUUCGGCUGCUCCGUCAACGACCCCAGCCCGUGGAACGAUUUUCCGCAGCAGAACGUGAUUCCCUGCGUCGGCUACGGGGACAAGAGCUCCUUCGUCUUCCCCAGUAACGGCAUUCCGCCUGAAAUUCGGGGCGUCCCGUGUGAGGACGUAGUGGUGGCGCCGGUGCUGCUUCAUUUCCUGGCGACGUAUGAUUUCAUCGAGGCGCUGAAUCACGGGUUCCAGCUGGCCUGGAUUGCCGGCGCUCCCGAAGGCUGCGAGGAAUGCGAGCGCUCCGGCAGGCGCUGCUGCUUCAACCAGACGCGCAGCUUCUGCUCCGACGCAACGCCAGCCGGCUAUUGCCCUGGUUAUGAGAGUUCAAAGAAGAGUUGGAGAAGAGAAGUAUUCAUUGGAGUUGGAGGUGGUCUGUUUGUGUGCCUAUGUCUCAUUGCUUGUCUCUUAUGUUAUAAGAAGUCUUGUGACUUGCUAGUAUGUUGGAAGAAGAAAUCAAAGACUUCGCCAAGUGUUGAAUCCUUCAUACAGAAAUAUGGAUCCUUAAACACAAAAUGGUACAGAUAUUUAGAAGUAAAAAGAAUGACCAAGUCCUUCGCUGACAAGUUGGGACAAGGUGGUUUUGGCAUUGUUUAUAAAGGAAGUCUUCCUAACGGCCAUCNCACCGAAAGAGACUUAAUGAGUGAAUCUAUGGGGUUCUCUGAAGUUUUCAAUCUUGUUCGGGAGCCUUCAGGCCUCAGAAAACCCCACAAGUUUAAACAAUCUAAACCGGAGAACUAA
Ananas comosus (pineapple) is the source of this 1209-nucleotide messenger RNA. Its product is annotated as LEAF RUST 10 DISEASE-RESISTANCE LOCUS RECEPTOR-LIKE PROTEIN KINASE-like 2.8. The coding region runs from base 1 to 1209 and encodes 402 amino acids. The transcript is spliced from 4 exons. The record is from RefSeq and is a predicted model, not a curated record. NCBI's taxonomy places the organism in Eukaryota, Viridiplantae, Streptophyta, Magnoliopsida, Poales, Bromeliaceae. Gene Ontology annotation, molecular function: polysaccharide binding.